AUGUACGAGUUGCUGCUCUACGGCCAGGUCCCCCAAACCCGCCAUGAGCAAGUCCUGAAGGUCCUCGCGGGCGUUGCCGCCAUGCAGCCCCGCCGGAUCGUCAAACGUCACAUUGUUUACAGGCCGACGCGAGAACCGGAGGAACCAGGCUCGAACCUGCGACGCGGCGGUAGUCAAGCUGUUGCUGUGAAGAACACAGCUCGACCCGGCGGUUCGAAGCCUCUAUACUUCACACACCUCGUUCAGCGCCUGCCCGAGAGCUUCGAGCGCGAGAACACCCGAUCCACAGAGGACGACCCUGCCGUAGCCAAACAAGAUGCCGUUUCGGAAUCGCAGUGGUCUCACGAAUGGCAUGAUCUUCCUGAUCCGGUAGAUAGAGGCGUGCUCGUUCGGCAGACCACCAACAGCGGUGCUAUCGAGGGUAAUGCCCACGCCUAUGCCAUUGCUCUGGGUAACAAAUUCGUGUCCGAGUUCUACAUUGAGGGCAAUCAAUACGUGCUCGGAAAUGUCGUCAUCUUCCUCCACCGCAUCCUUCACGAGCCUGGCGUCCGAUCUCUCGAGACCGAGCCAAAGAUAGACCUCCCGUCUUUCUCCGCACUCUCACCCCUAGACCCGAGCGGGGCAUACAUUCUCGAGGCGAAGAUUCGCGUACAGGACUUGAACAACCCUGCGCUGCUAGAUACGGGAAUACAAGAGCUCCAGGGGUUCAAGAAGCACAUGAAAGGUUGUGUGGAAUUGCAUGUGCCAGACCGACUCACGUUGGACACACGUGUAAAAUAUCAGCCGAGGGGUAUCGCCCCACCAAAUCAUCAAGUCGCUGCCCGAUGA
Messenger RNA from Aaosphaeria arxii CBS 175.79, 828 nucleotides. RefSeq lists its product as uncharacterized. Gene Ontology annotation, molecular function: transcription coregulator activity. Gene Ontology annotation, cellular component: core mediator complex; mediator complex. Bases 1 to 828 code for a protein of 275 amino acids. The record is from RefSeq and is a predicted model, not a curated record. Gene Ontology annotation, biological process: regulation of transcription by RNA polymerase II; termination of RNA polymerase II transcription. Lineage: Eukaryota; Fungi; Ascomycota; Dothideomycetes; Pleosporales. The transcript is spliced from 2 exons.